Messenger RNA from Racocetra persica, 844 nucleotides. Lineage: Eukaryota; Fungi; Glomeromycota; Glomeromycetes; Diversisporales; Gigasporaceae. The record is from the annotation of a GenBank genome assembly.
GUUCAUGGAUAAUGAAAUCCCUCAUCUUAGUCCUUCAGAUGGUAAUAUUUCCAAACGAUAUUAUAAAAGUAUUAAUGGUUCGAAACGUUCCUUAACUGAAGCCGAGAGGGAACUUUUUGAUUGUAGUGAACUUUUGUGUGUCGAAUAUUAUGAUCUUACCUUGCAUCAAGAGCAAGAAAUCUUUAGUCGUGUGCAACUUGGCGUUGCCUUAACGCCAGCUGAGAAACUCCAAGCUAUUAGUAGUCCGAUGGCUGACUUUGCGCAUACAAUUUACACUCAACAUCCUUCCAUAUCUGCUAUAAUGGAUACAAAACGUGCUCGACCUUUUCAAUUGAUUACUCAAUCUUUACACAUGAUUGAAAUGGAACCAGAAAAAUUUAAUGCUACUCCAGCAACCAUUACCAAAUUUUUGAAGGAAGAUCGUGAAGUUCCGGAAUCUCUUCGAACGUUAGCAAAUCAAGUUUAUCGAACGAUAGAAGAGAUGAUCGAAGAUGAUACCGAACUUUUCCAUCGUGAUAACAAAUUAGCUCCCGUAGAAUUUGUCUUUCUAACAUACUUAAUUUCAAAGUAUCCUGGUCUUCCGAUCUUCCAAUAUCAGAAUCGUCUUUUGGCGAUGAAGAAACAUGUCCGCGCAAAACAUGAUGAUAUCAGAUUCAAUAACAAGGUGUACGAUACGUUGAAAAAGUUUAUUGAUAACAUGGAGUUCGAGUACGUACCUGCAACUCAUCAAUCUAGUAAUUCUUCUUACUCUUCUCCUGUUCAAGCAUCAUCAUUUGACACUCAAACUUCGUCUGCGACCCCUCGUGUUGGUAGGAAGAGGGUAAAGCAUAAUCCUGCUGAAUAA